This is a messenger RNA of Poecile atricapillus (Black-capped chickadee), 1264 nucleotides long. RefSeq names its product basic leucine zipper ATF-like transcription factor (gene BATF). Bases 488 to 865 code for a protein of 125 amino acids. The record is from RefSeq and is a predicted model, not a curated record. Gene Ontology annotation, biological process: regulation of transcription by RNA polymerase II. Gene Ontology annotation, cellular component: nucleus. The transcript has 4 exons. Lineage: Eukaryota; Metazoa; Chordata; Aves; Passeriformes; Paridae. Gene Ontology annotation, molecular function: DNA-binding transcription factor activity, RNA polymerase II-specific; RNA polymerase II cis-regulatory region sequence-specific DNA binding.
UGUCUCUUAUUUUGCACCUGUUAAAUAGGCAUAACUCUGUCCUCUCAUCCCCAGCUCCGGACCUGAAAAGGUGGCUGAGAAAACAGCUUCAUUAAUAACCCUGAAGCACUCACUCAGUGCUGAAGUGAUGAGCAUUAGAAAGAGUCUGUGAAGAAAUGGAAAAGCAGAAUGUUGGAGCACGCUGAUUUGAGGACAAGAUGAAGUUUCCGGCCACGUGACUUUCAGCUUACAUCCCUGAGGUUCUGAGAAACCACAGGAGGCUGAGACCUAAAGGGAAGGUGCAGAGGCUCUGAGAGGAGAGGCAGCGAAAGUGUCGGAGCUGGGCAGGAGGACAGAGUGCUUCUGGGACGGGUGAGAGCAGGGAGCCAAGGGCCACAUCAGAGGUGACAGAGGAGGACAGAGGAGAGGCAGAGAAGCAAGACUGAAAGCAGGCACACCAAGAGCACAAAGGAAGCUGAAGAGAACCUGGGAGCCAGGAGCAGCAGCCAUGCCCCACAGCUCUGACAGCAGUGAUUCCAGCAGCUUCAGCCAGUCUCCCCCUCCCAGCAAGCAGGACUCUUCUGAUGACAUGAGGAAAGUCCAAAGGAGGGAGAAGAAUCGCAUUGCUGCCCAGAAGAGCCGCCUGAGGCAGACCCAGAAAGCAGACACACUGCACUUGGAGAGUGAGGACUUGGAGAGACAGAAUGCUGCCCUGCGCCGGGAGAUCAAGCAGCUGACAGAGGAAAUGAAACACUUCACCUCGAUGCUGAGCUCCCAUGAACCGCUCUGCUCCAUCCUGACAUCCCCUCCACCACCUCCAGAAGUGAUUUUUGCCACACACUCUUUUCACCAGCCCCAUAUUAGCUCCCCACGCUUCCAGCACUGAGCCAGCCAGCAGGACAGCAGCCUGCCAGCUCCACUGAUGCCAAGAAGUAACUUUGUGGGGCUUGCUUUUCCAUCCAUGGGAAGGAAUAGGACAGAUGGACACUCCUUCUUAAAGUAUGUAUUCUGAGUGAUUUUCCUAAGACUUGCUCCCUGUGCAGAAAUGGCAGAGCCACCAUGAGGCAUAUUUGGACAGUUUCCAGCUUGGAUUCUGGGAGGAAGAGGCAGUCACAAAAGGGCACCAACCCCCUUCUCUAGUCCUUGCUUGGGGAGACUCACAGGAGUGUGCAGCACUGGCAGCCUCCAUAAGAGCAGCUGGCUGUGGCACGCAACAGCCAGACCUCCAGGAAGAGGAAAGGGAGCAGGGGUGGAGGGGAAGGUUGGGGGCCACAGAGUGUCAGGG